Molecule: messenger RNA, 483 nt
Organism: Musca vetustissima
Lineage: Eukaryota; Metazoa; Arthropoda; Insecta; Diptera; Muscidae
Product: RNA-binding motif protein, X-linked 2-like
Exons: 2
Coding region: 1-483 (160 amino acids)
Biological process (GO): mRNA splicing, via spliceosome
Cellular component (GO): U2 snRNP; catalytic step 2 spliceosome; precatalytic spliceosome
Molecular function (GO): RNA binding
Source: RefSeq, a predicted model, not a curated record
AUGAAUCCCUUAACAAAUGUGAAAAAUGUCAUUAAACUAAGCGAACAUGAACUGCAGAACAAUGCCACCGGCAAGGCCUCAUGGCAUGACAUGUAUCGGGAUUCGGCAUGGAUAUUUGUUGGUGGCUUCCCCUACACUCUGACGGAGGGUGAUUUGAUAUGUGUCUUCUCACAGUAUGGUGAAAUUGUUAACAUCCAUUUAGUGCGUGACAAAGAGACGGGUAAAUCGAAAGGCUUCUGUUUCAUCUGCUAUGAAGAUACCCGUUCCACAAUAUUGGCCGUGGACAAUUUGAAUGGUAUUAAAAUAUUAAAUCGCACCAUACGAGUGGAUCAUGUGAUGGAUUAUAAACCGCCCAAAGAUGAUAAAUCCGAUGGUACAUUGGAGACAUGUGCGCCGCUGCCACAGGUCUAUGCGGGCAAUAUCAAGGGGGAGGAUGAUAAAAAGUCGUCGUCAUCUUCAUCGGAUAGGAAAAAGAGAAAAUAA